Iphiclides podalirius (scarce swallowtail) is the source of this 1875-nucleotide messenger RNA. NCBI's taxonomy places the organism in Eukaryota, Metazoa, Arthropoda, Insecta, Lepidoptera, Papilionidae. The record is from the annotation of a GenBank genome assembly.
AUGAUCGUAUUACUUGACGGAACCAACUUGCGCGUCGCAAAACUAAAUGCGCAUCUGUUGUUCCAGAUGCUGGUGCUCACUUGUGUAAUUGUUUGCGCGAUCUCCGCGCGGGCGCUGAGGGUCGGUGUCGGCAUCGCUGACGUCACAGGACCCCCGGCCGAAAUUGGCUUCAUGGGCUACGCGAACUUCGAGCAGAGUGGUCAAGGAAUACACCUGCGCCAGUUCGCGCGCGCGUUCGUCCUGGUCGACGACGGCAGCAGCAGGAGCACCAGGAUGGUCUUCGUCUCCGUGGACGCUGCCAUGAUGGGCAACGGGGUCAGGAAGGAGGUGAUAAAGCGGCUGCAGAAGCGCUUCGGUGACCUCUACAACGAAAACAACGUCAUACUGAGCGGCACCCACACCCACUCGACGCCCGGCGGUUUCCUGAUGGACUUCCUCUUCGACCUCCCGAUCCUGGGGUUCGUGAAGGAGACCUACAUCGCGUACAUCGCCGGCAUACUUAAGAGCAUCUUCAUAGCACAUAACAAUCUGAAGCCGGCGCGUAUGGAAUAUGGCGAGGCGGAGUUGCUGGACGCCAACAUAAACAGAUCCCCAACCUCGUACUUGUUGAACCCGCCGGAAGAGAGGGCCAGGUACAAAUACGACGUGGACAAGACCCUCGCUCAGGUCCGCUUCCUCAGCCAACAGAACAAGGUGAUCGGAGUCAUCAACUGGUUCGCGGUCCAUCCCACCAGCAUGAACAACACCAAUCGCCUCAUAUCUUCAGAUAACGUCGGCUACGCCUCAAUACUGAUGGAGAAGGCGUUGAACGGGGACAACACCUUGCCUGGGAAGGGCGGCGUCGUGUGCGCGUUCGCGUCGAGCAACCUGGGCGACGUGUCGCCGAACACGCGCGGCCCGCGCUGCGAGCGCAGCGGCCGCCCCUGCGACAACCAGCACGCGCUCUGCGCCGGCCACAAGGAGCGCUGCUUCGCCUCGGGCCCCGGCCGCGACAUGUUCGACAGCACCAGGAUCAUCGCCACCAAGCUCUUCGACGCGGCGAUGAAAGUUCUAGAAGCGCCCGGCGAGGACUUGACUGGGCCUCUGAACAUAGUCCAUCAGUUCGUGGAGAUGCCGAAGCAGGAAGUUUCACCUUACGACCCCAUAACUGAUACAUUCAAUACUAAUGUUGUAGAAGCAGCUGCGGGCGAAAUGAACAAAAUCGCGGGUGCCAUUGAGAGCGCUGUUUCGAAAGCAACGCGUACAUCAGAUGCGAAAGAGCCACUCAUAACGAUUGAUAGUGAUGCGUCCUACGUUGGAAACCCAACCAGACAGAAUGUAUCCACUGAAGUAAUAAUUUCGAAAAACCCUGACGAAACAAAACCAAAUGAAAGAGAAAAUACGCCGUUGCAAGUUAACGUUGAGAUAAACGUCGUGGUCAAUUAUCAAACAGACGAUUUGACCCCUGAUACUCCAACUGACGACAUCAAAGACGCCGCUGAGGGAGAUGAACAUGCAAACAAUGCGACACCACAAUCUAGUGAAGAGCCUACGACAACUGUUGAAACGACCGCAGCGGGAAAUUUUGGGUCUGCUACUGUUAGAUUGCCUAACAUUAUCUUCCCAGGUCCUAUGAGCACUGUCCCUCAAGAUCCCGUCCACCGGGUCCAGUUCCCGGACACGGCGGCGAUUAAGGAUAAAGUGGUGGUGCCCGUCAGCUGCCCCGAGGGUCUGGUGAUGACGGAGAAGGGCUACUGCCUGAUGCCGAUAAACGGCGAACAGAACAGGAAGAAUACAGUAGUUAGAGAAUACGUAAGCAGGUCGGAUUUUGUGGGCGGCUGCAUGAAGGGAUAUUCAAGAGCUAUCGACGGCUCCUGCCAGCCGGUCAUAUACGAU